AUGGCUUCGGUUGCCUCUGCGGGACCAAUUGCCAACGAGAAAAGGACUGGCGGGAACGCGCCGGCUUGCAUGGCCUUCUGUUGGGAGUUUUGCAUCGUUCCCACCGCCUGUGGUACUUGCAUCGCCGCCUGUAUGGCGGUGGCCAACCCCGUAAAGGAGCUCGACACUUCUGAGUUUCAGGCCAUUGUUGACGCCGCGAAGCCUGAGUCUGUGGCGGCUCAGUAG
Messenger RNA from Colletotrichum siamense, 225 nucleotides. RefSeq lists its product as uncharacterized. The transcript has 3 exons. Lineage: Eukaryota; Fungi; Ascomycota; Sordariomycetes; Glomerellales; Glomerellaceae. Bases 1 to 225 code for a protein of 74 amino acids. The record is from RefSeq and is a predicted model, not a curated record.